Molecule: messenger RNA, 2097 nt
Organism: Achroia grisella
Lineage: Eukaryota; Metazoa; Arthropoda; Insecta; Lepidoptera; Pyralidae
Product: CWF19-like protein 2 homolog
Exons: 5
Coding region: 290-2038 (582 amino acids)
Biological process (GO): mRNA splicing, via spliceosome
Cellular component (GO): post-mRNA release spliceosomal complex
Source: RefSeq, a predicted model, not a curated record
CCAAAUUGAUCUGAGAAGUUUAAACGUAGACUAGGCUGUACGGUCUAAGGAUCUUUGCCUGUUCCAUCACUGAAAAGGAGAUGGACGAAUAUGGAAAAAAAAUCAAAUUGAUCUGUACUGUUAUUAAUAUGGUAUUUUGAUCUUUAAAAUUUUUCACUCACCUUAAAAUUUUGAAUACUUAUACAAAAUAAUCAAAAUCUGUCCAAUCAGUGAUUAUAAUAAUAUCUAAUAAAGAAAGUUUAUCCAAGGAUAAUAAAUAAUAAGUUUUAUUAAAGUGAAUUCUCUAAAUAUGAAAGAGAAACACAAGAAGAAAUAUAAAAAACACAAAGAUAAGAAAAAAGAACACAAACACCGCAAGCAUUCAAGUUCUAGUAGUACUGAAAGUGAAGAAUGGGUUGAGAAGGAGCCUGUACAUAAAACAGAACGUGAAGAUUGGAUGUCAAUGACAGGAAUGCUAAAGACAUUCACAAAAGAUAAAACAAAAUCAAAAAAGGAAGAAAAAAGUAAAAAUCAUAUUGACUCAUAUAAUCCAGGAACUAGCACCAGAGAACUGAAUCCCUAUUGGAAGGAUGGUGGAACUGGCUUACCGCAGAGUCUAGAAAGCCUCCGAAAAUCAAGACAGUUUAUAAAACCUGAUAAAGAUGAUACUGAUUUCUAUUCAAAACCAUCCUCAUCAAGAGAGUAUGAUAUGUCUCAUGAUACUCAUAAACUUACAUCAACUUCUUCAGGUAACUGGAAGAAAGAUAAAAGCAAUAAAACAGAAAUAAUACAAAGUCAUAAAUAUACUGAUGAAAAAUCAAAUACAAAACAGAGUCCAACAGCUCUAUUGGCAGAGAAGAAAAAAGAGUCUCUGUAUUUGAGUGAUGACAAAAUGAAUAAACUUGGAGCAAAAAUUAUUAAAGCUGAAAUAAUGGGUGACACAGCAUUGGUUAAUGAAUUAAAAGAUAAACUAGAAGCUGCUAGAGAAUACAGAAAACAAAAUCCUGAUGCUGGAAAAGAAGAAAAUGAUGUAAUGCUUAUGUCAACCAACAUGUUUGGUAGUACAAGACCAUUAAUUAGAACAGAGCAAGGAGAUCCAAGAAGUAAAGGUGGGAAAAGGAAAGCUGAAACUCAUUUAUCUGGUGAACGGCAGAAGUACUUUGGAAAUGAUGAUAAAUAUAAUUUAGCGCAAAUGUUCCAACAAGAGAAAUACGGCAAUAACUAUGAUGAUGAAGCACAGUUGGCUAAAAUAGCUGGUAAGCAUAAGAAUCCCAAUGAUGAUCUUGAAGAUAUUUUCAUGGAUGAGAUAUCUAAAAACAAAAAUCCUGCAAAGGAGAGUGAAUUGGAAAAACAAAGGGCAAUAAAUGAACAUGUUAAAAUGGAAAAGUCAUUAGAAGGCUGUGAAUACUGUCUAGAUUCCAAAAAUAUGUUAAAACAUUUAAUAGUUACCUGUGGCAGUAAUGUGUAUUUGUCCGUACCUGCUAGAAAGUCUCUGGUAACUGGACAAUGCAUUAUAACUACAAUACAACAUGCAACAUGUUCUACUGCAUUGGAUGAAAAUGUUUGGGAAGAAAUUUUGAACUUUAGGAAGGCGCUCACAAGAUACUUUAAUUCCCAAAACAAAGAUGUUGUAUUUUUUGAGACUGCAACAAGGUUACACAGAUACCCACAUAUGAUUUUAAAUUGUAUUCCCCUGCCCAGAGAUGUAGGGGACAUGGCUGCAAUAUAUUUUAAGAAAGCUCUUUUAGAAUGUGAGGCAGAAUGGUCCAUGAAUAAAAAAGUAGUGGAAUUAAAGAAUAAAGAUAUUCGAAAAGGUGUACCAAAGGGUUUACCAUAUUUCUGGAUAGAUUUUGGAAUGGAUCCAGGUUUUGCUCAUGUUAUAGAGGAUCAACAAUUGUUUCCAAAGACAUUUGCUGAGGAAAUUAUUGCAGGAAUAUUAGAUUUAGACCAUAGUCUGUGGAAAAACCCAAGAAGAGAAUAUGGAGAUAUUCAAAGAAAAAAAGUACUAGAUUUUAUAAAAGAAUGGAAACCAUUUGAGCCUGUUAAAAAUAAAGUUUAAGUUUAACAAUAAAUAAAUGACAGAACUUUAAAGAAGGACAUUAAUUUGAACUUUGAAUU